This is a messenger RNA of Diachasmimorpha longicaudata, 1032 nucleotides long. RefSeq lists its product as uncharacterized. The record is from RefSeq and is a predicted model, not a curated record. Lineage: Eukaryota; Metazoa; Arthropoda; Insecta; Hymenoptera; Braconidae. The transcript is spliced from 2 exons. Bases 174 to 653 code for a protein of 159 amino acids.
UUCAAGUAGGAACUAAUCCGCGGUGUGGCGUAUGUGUCACCAGGGAGUGUUUACAUUUGGUUGGGAGCCGACAUAACCUCGAGUGAUCAAACAACUUAGGUGAUAGAAGUAUAAAAAAAUAAGAAUAAAUAAAAUUCAAUAAAUAAAAUAAAUAGAAAAAAUUGUGUGACAUUAUGCCAUCGUGUACGAUCGUUGGAUGUACAGUAGGCUAUUCAAGUAACCCCGAUAAAGGGCCUUGUUUUAGUACUCCUAAAGAUCCUGCUCGCUUGAAAGAAUGGAAAUUUGCCACAAAAAUGCCUUUGCUCAAGUCAGGAGAUCCAAUUUGUUAUCAACAUUUUCGUGAAAGUGAAAUAGAGAGACAUAAAAUCAUGUAUGCCAUCGAUGGAACAAUAGUACAGAAGAUUCUUUAUAAAAUAGCUCGAUUACAGAAAGGUGCGAUUCCUUCUCAAUUCGUGUGGACAGUUGUAGACACAGAUGUGAUCUCGAAUAUCUCAAGUAAUUGCGAAUUGCAUGCUACGAAGCAACAUACCAGAUCUUCGAGUUCUUGUGCGACAAGAUCUGACGUUUCGAGUGUUUAUCAUGCAGAGGCUAUGGAGUCACAAGCAAGGCCUCUGAGUGCUUGUUCUUCAAGUUCUGGCAUCUCAAGUACUUAACAAGAAAGAAGUAUGGAAUCACAAGGGCGACCACUGAGUGUUUGUUCUUCUAAUUUUGAAAUAGAAAGUGAAACAAUUAACUCCUCCAACCAUUCUUUGGACGACUUGUUCAGGCAAUCUACCACAGUCGAACUUUCUCAGAUUCACCAGAAAAAUUUAACUGAAAUGUUCUGUAUAAAAGAAACCUUUUCUUUUAUUUGUUUUCGCCACAUUUUAUGUUUAAUAAAAAUGAUUAAAACAUUUGUUACUUUCGUCUUUUAUUAUCAAUAUUACGAAUUAUAUUGUUUUUUCCUACAUCCCUAACAUUUGAUAUUCGAAAAUGGAUUGCCCUGGUGAUACUAACGCCACCUCGCGAGUUGAGACACAUUCGGGGUCACGU